CAAAGCAACAGCAUCUUUGUCGCAACAUAUAAACAAAUAUAUUAUAUAUACAAAGCUAUAUACAUAUUGUUAUAAACAUGCAUAGAAGAUUCAACAGAGCUUGUGGCGCUAAGCUAGGCCACACUGAAUUGAUUAGAAUACGCAAUAGAUAUACACCCGUGGUCAUAUCGGCGCAACGUUACAAUGGCGUUGUGUCCAGAUCACGCAUGGAGGAGAAGCAGCAGAAGCUGGCCGAGCAGCAGGAGGAUGAGCGCUUCAAUCAAUAUUUGCAGGCGGGCAAUGCGGCGCUGGUGAAACGCUUCACCAACAUGGAUCGGCUGACUAUAGCGCAAAUGAAGCAGGCGCGACUCGAUCAGGAGCUCAAGGAUGCCGCAGUGCGCGAGCGCAUGGUCCGACUGGAGGACGAACAGAUGCGCAAGGAGCGCGUUUUGCGCGCCCAUAUCCUUUUGAAUAAUAUGAAGGCUGGGCCGCGUGCCUUGCAGCAGGCCAUGCUGCUGGGCGAGCGCUUCUAUCAGCAAACCUACAACGACAAAGUGAAUCGCGACAUUGCCGAGGAGGAGCGCAAGCAGCGUGAGCUGGAGGAUCGCAUGUGUCCCAUGACGCUCAUACCAUUUGGCAAAAUUACCGAGGAGCAAAUCAAGGCGGAGGAAGAGCAACGCACGCGAGCAUUUCGCGCUGAUUUCAUGAAGGAUCUGCUAGAGCGACGUCAGCAAAAGCAGCAAGAGGAGGAGGAAUACAUUUGCGAGUGCCGAAUCGAGCGUGCGCAAUAUCAGUGUCUGCAUGAGAAGGAGCUGAAGGCAGCGGAGCAGCUAAAGCAAAAGAAACGCGAGUUCUGCCGUCGUGCCUAUCACGAUGCAAUGCGGGAAAAGGCCAAGAGAUUGAAAUACGAAAAGAUGUGCGAUUCGAUACAAGAUCGUCUCAACUGCGUGAGCAACGUAGCGCAUCGGAAGCUGGAUCGACGCUUCAAUGAGGAUGUGCUGAGGAUGCGCGCGCUUAAAAUACGCGAGCGGGAUGCGCGUGCCGCACGCGUUGGACAGCUGAUGAAGGCGAAGGAGCGCAAGGAGCAGGAGCAACAAGACGGCUACAUGGCGCAAUAUGAACUGGAGGUGGAAAUCGAUGAGGCGCGUCGUCAGUGUCAGAAGGAGGACUUGGCUAACAAGCGGCGCGCCUAUGAGGCCGAGGAGCGCAAGCAGUUGGAGGAGAAGCGACAGCGUGAGGCACAAAUUCGACGCUUUGAAGUUGCCACACGCUUCAAGAAUGCCGAGGUCAACGAUUACUUUGAGCAGAGCAGCAAGCGCAAGCGCGAUGCGGCGACGGCGCAACUGGCGCAACAGCUGACUGGACAGCGUGAUGAUUAUCUGAAGCGGCGACAGGACGAGCGCAUGUACAUGUCCGCCUGCCAGGCAGAUCCUUAUCUGCAGGACGAUGUGUACUUCUAUGACGAGGCAGUGCGCUUGAUGAACCGAUCACGCGAAGAGGGUCGACCCAUGUUUCCAGUGGCUGCUGCCGCGGCUAAUUAUCGCAAAAAGAAUCAGCUGGACAUGCAGCCGGAGGGACGCUUGGUGCGUCGUAGUCGUCUACGCGACUACUGCUGGCCGGGUUAUCAUGAGCUCGCUGAUUUGGCCUAUAGAAAGUACGAGCAUCGCGAAUCGUGUCGCGAGGAGCAGGAGAAAGAUCGUCACCAGGUCUUUAACAAUUGCAUUAAGAUCACCAAAAUGGCAGCCGAGGAGAAACCCUACGUCGAGUGUCAAGUGGAAUGUCCUAUACGCUGCUUUCAUCAUCCACACGGCAUGCCGCCUUGCGAGGAUGUGGGCGAGUUCGAUUGCGCCAGCGUUUGCUACGAUGAUCCGCCGCUGCAUAAGCCAUGUCCACCCGAAAUGCAGGUGCUCAAAGCAGCGCAGCAGCAAAUCUCACCCAAGAACUUUAUGAAAACAUCAGAUCCACGCUGCUGUAAGCCACCGGAGCAGCCUGUGCCCGCAAAGACCUCAACAAGCGGCUUAGUUCGCAUAGCAGCGGGAGCGCAUAGGCCAGCUAAGCCGAAAGUUGCACGAACCGAUUUCGUUGCAACAUUGCGAAAACCACAAACGUUAGCGAAAGUGAGCGACAACUCACGUUAUAUUUUGCCUUAUAAUAAUUCCAAUAGAUUUCGCGAAUGGCGCUAGCCUAUUAUUAUGUAAACAUUUAGUUUACUUUAUAUUUAGCACUGUAGGUUAUAUUUGUAAUAGAAUUAGCUUAAUAAAUAGGGA
Drosophila busckii is the source of this 2246-nucleotide messenger RNA. RefSeq names its product trichohyalin. NCBI's taxonomy places the organism in Eukaryota, Metazoa, Arthropoda, Insecta, Diptera, Drosophilidae. The transcript has 2 exons. The record is from RefSeq and is a predicted model, not a curated record. The coding region runs from base 78 to 2162 and encodes 694 amino acids.